Molecule: messenger RNA, 282 nt
Organism: Paraglomus brasilianum
Lineage: Eukaryota; Fungi; Glomeromycota; Glomeromycetes; Paraglomerales; Paraglomeraceae
Source: the annotation of a GenBank genome assembly
AUGUAUGAUCACCGCUUUCUGGCUGGAUCGAAGGAGAAUGCGUCUUGGCUCUUGCAACGGAACGGUCCCGUUAGACAUAAGGCAAUAAAUACGUAUUGCGACAGUUUAAAAGUACAGUAUGGCUGUGUAAAUGUUGGACUAAUGGAAUCUACCCAAUAUCAACAAAUUCAACUCCUGGAUACUACCAGUGAGUUAGAACAUAAAUUCGGCCGUGCCAGUGCCGGUGCCGCACGGCACCGAUUACAUCCAACCAACAGCAGAAAAAACCCCACAGGACAGUAG